AUGACUGCCGACCUGAAGAACGAUUCGCCGCCGGACCUCAGCGACGAGGCCGGCACCGUCGACUCUAGCUCGCAAAUAAACGAGAAAGCCCUGCUACGCAAACUUGAUUUGAAGCUUCUACCAGCAGUUGGGAUUCUUUAUCUGCUUUCGUUCUUGGACCGCAGCAAUGUUGGCAAUGCUCGUAUUGAGGGAAUGAUUGACGAUCUGCACAUGUCGGGGAAUGAGUAUCUCACUGGCUUGACGCUGUACUUUAUUGGUUAUGUCCUCUUCGAGAUCCCAUGCAAUAUUAUCCUCAAGCGAACUACGCCUCGACUCUGGCUGCCAACACUCACUGUGGCCUGGGGUAUCGUUGCGACUCUUCUCGGUAUCGUGCAGAACAAGACUGGUUUCUUCAUUGCUCGAUUCUUCCUUGGUGUAACUGAGAGCGGAUUGUUUCCCGGUGUUGUGUACUACUUCUCCAUGUGGUACAAACGUCGUGAGCGACAAUAUCGUAUCUCGCUAUUCUUCAGCGCUGCAUCACUAGCUGGAGCGUUCGGUGGCAUCUUGGCAUAUGGGAUUGGUAAGAUGGCAGGUGUCGUCUGGGAUAAUGGUUGGCGAUGGAUCUUCAUCUUGGAAGGUAUCGCGACAGUAGUAGUCGCCGUUGCCGCAUACUGGUUCAUCGAGAACUACCCCGAUACCUCAAAAUUCCUCACCAAAUCAGAGCGCUCCUUCAUCCAUGAGCGCCUGCAUGCAGACAGUGACGCGAUUCGCGAAGAGAAGUUCAGCUGGGCUGCUGUUCGCGAGGCAUUCAGUGACCCCAGUUGCUGGCUGUACGGUCUGGGCUUUCACACCAUGAGUCUACCGCUGUACACACUGUCACUGUUCCUGCCCACCAUCAUCAAGGACCUAGGAUACAAAGCUGCAGUGGCACAGCUCUUGACAAUCCCACCAUACGCCGUCGCCUUCAUCACAACUCUAGCUGUUGCCAUCGCCUCUGAGAAACUCGCCAAACGCGCUGUCUUCAUCGCCGGCUCAGCUGGUGUCGCAGCAAUUGGCUACAUUAUCCUUCUCGCCAACACGAACCCCACCGCAAGACCAGGAGUCUCAUACGUUGGAACAUUCUUCGCCGCAGCUGGAAUCUACCCGGCCACUGCUCUUGUCCUCAGUUGGCCCGCGAUCAACGUAUCUGGACAAACGAAACGUGCUAUUGCGAAUGCUAUGCAGAUCAGCAUUGGAAACCUUGGAGCAGUCAUGGGGACGCAGCUUUAUCGAUCUGGUGAUGGACCGCGAUUUGUGGUUGGACAUUCCAUGGCUUUGGGAUAUCUUGUUGCUAAUAUUGUGGUUGUGACUAUACUUGGCUGGAGGUUGAAGAAGCAGAAUGAUGCGCGGGCGGCGGUGAGUGAGGAGAUUAAGCACGUUGGAGAGGUGGAGGACUGGAGAGGCGAUACUGAUCCGCGAUGGAGGUUUGAGUAUUAA
Molecule: messenger RNA, 1455 nt
Organism: Fusarium proliferatum ET1
Lineage: Eukaryota; Fungi; Ascomycota; Sordariomycetes; Hypocreales; Nectriaceae
Exons: 8
Coding region: 1-1455 (484 amino acids)
Biological process (GO): transmembrane transport
Cellular component (GO): membrane
Molecular function (GO): transmembrane transporter activity
Source: RefSeq, a predicted model, not a curated record